This is a messenger RNA of Dioscorea cayenensis subsp. rotundata (Guinea yam), 1673 nucleotides long. RefSeq lists its product as uncharacterized. The transcript is spliced from 5 exons. NCBI's taxonomy places the organism in Eukaryota, Viridiplantae, Streptophyta, Magnoliopsida, Dioscoreales, Dioscoreaceae. The record is from RefSeq and is a predicted model, not a curated record. The coding region runs from base 154 to 1497 and encodes 447 amino acids.
AACACUAGAAAAUGGCGAAAGAGCGCUAAAGCCCUAGCCCUCUUUCAAAACCCCUGCCCAAACGCUCAAGUGCCAAAAAGGGAAGGGAGGCAAGCCCUCUUCUUCGUUCUCCAUCGUUUACCAGUUCAGGAAAGUUGGUGUAGUUCUGUCACCAUGCAGGCCGUAAAAGUUAGCUGUUUGGCGCAAACAUUUGCUCUGGCUAAAAUUAGCAAUUCGCGUGAAAGGAAGCCUCGCAGUCGGAAAACGAGGGAGGAGAGGAAAGUGAUGGUUGAGUCAUUCGUAAAGAAGUAUCAGAAUUCUAACAAUGGGAGUUUUCCUUCGCUUAACCUUACACAUAAGGAAGUUGGUGGAUCUUUCUAUACCAUACGUGAGAUAGUAAGAGAACUUAUUCAGGAAAAUCGAGUGCUGGGUCCUGGUAGUCCAACUUCAAAAGUGCUGAAGCUUGAAUCUGGCUCUGAAGAUGAUGAAGUUGAACCUUUCUUGAUGGAUCUUCCAAGUGAUAUGUGCACAUCAACUAUUGGGCAUGCUAUUAAGCAAAAGCAAAAGCAACUGCUUGAGGAACAUCAUGCAAGGACAGAAAUAUCUGAGCCCCAGGAAACAUUCUCAUCACACAAUGAAAUUUCUUUUUCUGAAGACAGGAGCAAUGAUACUUCUAAUUAUGUGGAGGAGAACUCAUUCACUGAUACACAUCUAAAUGCCAUUGUGGCAGAUGAUAUAGCAGAUCCAGUGGAGCCAUCAGUGGAAACCGCAGAUAUUUUGAAGAACUCUGAAAAUAUUGAAGCCGAGCACCCUGCUUCUCCAUCUGUAUCUGCAAUGUCUUCCUUAGGUGCAUUUCUAGUGAAUGGCAAUGAUGGAACCAGCAACUUGGCUAAGCCACCAGAUACUUCUCUGGAGAAUGAUGUUCCUAUGAUCAUGGGGAAAGAUAGUCUCCCUGAAAACAAGAUCCCAGAAGAUAGUCUCCCUGAAAGCAAGCUAGCCACCAGCUCAUCAAUUGGCAGUAUCUCAAAUAAAAUCUCAAAUAAACUUUUAGACCCUUCAGUUUCUAUUGCUGUGGAAGUUUUUCCGAUACCAUCUUCUGCUAAGGCCAACAAUCUCAACAGAAGGUUUAUAGAGAUGGAGUGUGCAAAGGAGGAAGAAGUCCCUUUGCCAGAUGUCAAAGAUCCUGUAAUAAAUGGAUCAGGAUCAACAGAAAAUCAACCUAUUAAUAAAGAAGAACCAGCAAUCCAAAUGUCUCCAGAAUCUGGAGUAUUUGAGCCUUCAGCCUCAAGAACCACAAAGAUUGAGCCAAAGUCCCUGGUCACUGAUAAUCCUAGUUUUUCUGAUGAGCCCAUAUCUCCCCAGGUUAAUGAUGCACCACAAGUUCAAGGCAGUGAUAUUAGCUAUUCUAGCAGAAAAUCAACAGAGAAGGACAUCAGAGAUUCAAAACCUUCAGAAAUCAACCCAUUGUGGUCUGCAAUUACGGCAUUUGUGACCGCUGUUUUCAAGUUCUUGUCAUGAUAGGGCCAUUUCUGCAUAAACUGAGACUCACCAAGAAAAAAAUCAAACGUUGCCGUCUAUCAUCCAAUUUAGAGCAGAAAUUUAGCCAUUAAUUCUCAUAGUUAAAUCCCUAUGUUUCUUUUAUUUUCUUAUAUAAACAAGUUUAUGAUCCAAGCCAACUGAGCUGUAUUUCUUCA